AUGGUAGAAACGGAAAAGCUGGCCAGUCUACAGAAGGAACUACAUACCCUUGGAGAACUCUCUAAAGAGGCACACAAGGAAGGCUUAAAUGAUGAUGAAGCUCUUGAA
Molecule: messenger RNA, 108 nt
Organism: Protopolystoma xenopodis
Lineage: Eukaryota; Metazoa; Platyhelminthes; Monogenea; Polystomatidea; Polystomatidae
Source: the annotation of a GenBank genome assembly